This is a messenger RNA of Leucoraja erinaceus (little skate), 1389 nucleotides long. Its product is annotated as plasmanylethanolamine desaturase-like. NCBI's taxonomy places the organism in Eukaryota, Metazoa, Chordata, Chondrichthyes, Rajiformes, Rajidae. The record is from RefSeq and is a predicted model, not a curated record. Gene Ontology annotation, molecular function: oxidoreductase activity. The coding region runs from base 175 to 870 and encodes 231 amino acids. The transcript has 6 exons.
GGAAAACAUACAGGAUGUAACCCGGGUCUCCGGCUCUGUGAUGCACCAACUCUACCGCUGUGCCACCGUGGUAUUUUGUGCGUCUGAUUUAUUUGGAGAGCAGGGAAGAGGUUACAGGAAUGGAUCUGUGUCGUCUUGUGCAUAAGUUUGGUGGCUGUCAACUUCCUGUUCUUGAUGCGGCAUUUUUCCACUGAUCACUUUUCCAAAUUAAUAAUCGCCAUGUUUGCUGGGAUUGUUACUGCAGACUUUGCCUCUGGCCUUAUACACUGGGGAGCUGACACCUGGGGUUCUGUGGAUAUUCCUGUCAUUGGGAAGGCAUUUAUCAGGCCCUUCCGGGAACAUCACAUCGAUCCGACUGCAAUAACCAGACACGACUUCAUUGAGACAAACGGGGAUAACUGCAUGUUUGCUGUGUGCCCGCUUGCACACAUGGCCUGCAGGUUCAUUGCCGACAGCCCAGAUGUUGUCCGUGAGGCCUAUCCCUGGCACUGCUACCUGUUCUGUCUGAGCGUCUUCGUCACCAUGACCAAUCAGAUCCACAAAUGGUCGCACUCCUACUUUGGCCUUCCCCGCGGUGUGGGAACGCUCCAGGAUCUGCACGUGAUCCUGCCCAGGAAACAUCACCGCGUCCACCACAUCGCCCCACACGAGACUUACUUCUGCAUCACCACAGGUAGGAAGGAGCAAGAGGCAGGAAAUGUCCCGCAGUAUAUGGAAACUAAGGCCCAUCGGCCCAACUUGCCCAUGCUGACCAACGAUGCUCCAUCUGAGGCCCUAAGGGUGGCUGAAUUAUCCCCUGGAACAGAUUGGGUUCUGGCGGCACCUGGAGCAUCUGAUAACGACCGUCACCGGACAGAAGCCAAGGACUGACGACAUGAAGUGGGCUCGCAAGGUGGAAUAAGAGGCGAGGUUACCCGUGCAAUAGUCGGACUCACAAUUCUCAGCCACGCCCAACAAAGCAAAGAAGCAAAUCAUUAAUUGUCCUUAUCCCUUGAUCAGCACUUUAAAAAAUUAGCAUCGUUGCACGAUUUGAUAUAUGACAAAACGAACUUUGAUUUGCAAAUUAUUGCUGCCAUUUAAACCAGCUGCUUGUGUAGAUAUGGACCAUUUCACUUCACUAUUAAUGCACAGAAUAAUGCUCACCCUUAUACAGGUCCACCACCGAUUUUUCCGCCAACUGGUGGUCCGGCACCUACUUUAAAACCGGACAAAAUCUCCCCCAAUCCUCUGGAAGUCCCCUCGAAAAUUAGGCGCCCUGGCCGGGAUAGGCGGCCAAUCUUGACCUCAUCGGGAGCUCCGCGGUCGAUCGGCGGGUGGAAUCUGCUCCUCCGCAGCCGGCAGAUCCGGCUACCGAGGCCGACUUUGCGGGCCAGACACGUUCUGGUGCCG